This is a messenger RNA of Metarhizium album ARSEF 1941, 1983 nucleotides long. RefSeq names its product gephyrin. Gene Ontology annotation, cellular component: cytosol; cytoplasm. Gene Ontology annotation, molecular function: molybdopterin molybdotransferase activity. Gene Ontology annotation, biological process: Mo-molybdopterin cofactor biosynthetic process; molybdenum incorporation into molybdenum-molybdopterin complex. Lineage: Eukaryota; Fungi; Ascomycota; Sordariomycetes; Hypocreales; Clavicipitaceae. The transcript is spliced from 3 exons. The record is from RefSeq and is a predicted model, not a curated record. Bases 1 to 1983 code for a protein of 660 amino acids.
AUGGACAGCCUCACGGCAGCUAUCCUCACAGUGUCCACGACAGCUGCUCGAGACCCUUCCACGGAUGCAUCCGCUCCUGUUCUGCGGAACGUGCUGGCAGAGGAUGGAGGCGGCCGAUGGCUGGUGACGGCGGAGAGCAUAGUAUCCGAUGAUGUGCUUGCUAUCCAACGACAGAUUAUGCAGUGGGCUGAUGGGGCGGAUGCGCCGCACCUGAUUAUCACGACGGGCGGGACAGGGUUCGCCGUGUCGGACGGGACGCCGGAGGCCAUCGCCCCGCUGCUCCAUAAACAAGCCCCAGGGCUGGUACACGCCAUGCUGUCUGCCUCCCUGACCGUCACACCUUUCGCCAUGAUGUCCAGACCAGCAGCUGGGGUAAGAAACAAGUCAGUCAUAGUCACUCUCCCUGGCUCUCCGAAAGGCGCCAAGGAGAAUCUCCAGGCCGUCGUCAAAACGCUCCCCCACGCCUGCCUACAAGCAGCAGGUGCCAAUUCGCGGGCCCUCCAUGCCGGAGGGAUCGAGAAACUCGAGGCGGAGGUAGGCAUUGGCAGCUCAAGAAGCCCACAAGGCCGUAUCCACGUCCAUCAUCACCACGGACAUGGCCACGGCAAUCUUGUCAGGCAUACCAAGCUGGAAACGACAGCCUUGUCAAACGAUCCAGCUCUUGGCCCGACCCAUCGGCACCGUGAAUCACCUUACCCCAUGAUCUCGGUGGAAGACGCCCUCGCACUAAUCUCCGAGCACACUCCUGAUCCAGGAAUUCACGAGUGUCCCGUAAAUGACAAGGUCAUUGGCGCCGUGUUAGCAGAGGACGUGACCGCUCGUGAAAAUGUACCAGCCUUCCGCGCGAGCAUCGUGGAUGGAUACGCCGUCGUGGCGCCCAAAGACGGGAUUAUGAAGGGCCGGUUCCCCGUAACAGCUGUGUCGCAUGCUGCGCCCGGGGAAACCAAGACACUCACAGAGGGGGAAAUCGCGCGAAUAACCACCGGAGCUCCCCUACCACCGGGCGCUACAUCCGUCAUUAUGGUCGAGGACACGGUCUUGAAGGCCAUGACAGAAGACGGCAAGGAGGAAAGGGAAGUGGAGAUCCAAGCCGAGGGCGUCGAAGAGGGCGAAAACAUCCGCGAGGUAGGAAGCGACGUCUCCCAGGGCACCGUGAUCCUCAACAAGGGCGAGCAAAUCUCGGGAGUUGGAGGCGAGAUCGGCCUUCUGGCGUCGGUGGGAGUCGCCAGCGUCAAAGUUUACAAAAAGCCCGUCAUCGGCAUCCUGUCCACUGGUGACGAAAUCAUUGAACACGACCGGGCCGGACCGCUUCGUCUCGGCGAAGUCCGGGACACGAACAGAAUCACGCUCAUUUCCGCCGCCAAAGAAUGGGGAUUCGAAGUCGUUGAUCUGGGAAUCUCAAAGGACAAGCCCGGCUUGUUGGAGGAGACACUACGGGGCGGCCUCCGGCAAGCAAACGUGCUUAUCACCACCGGCGGCGUGUCCAUGGGCGAGCUGGAUCUGUUGAAGCCCACUAUCGAGCGGUCUCUCGGGGGGACGAUUCACUUUGGACGAGUGGCCAUGAAGCCCGGCAAGCCUACGACCUUUGCUACCGUCCCCGUCAAGGAUGACAGCGGCCGGCGCGUGUCAAAGCUCAUCUUCUCGCUGCCUGGUAAUCCUGCGUCUGCCCUGGUGACGUUUCACCUGUUUGUCUUGCCGUCGCUGCGUAAACAAGCCGGUGUGUCGCCGGCGGGAUUGCCAACAGUGCCCGUGGUACUCGGCCACGACUUCCCCAUGGAUCCCAGGCCAGAGUAUCACCGUGCUGUGGUGACGGUGGGCCAGGACGGCGUGUUGACGGCGAGCAGUACGGGUGGCCAGCGGAGCUCCAAGGUGAGCAGCUUGAGGUCGGCAAAUGCCUUGGUCUGCAUGCCUUCUGGCACGGGGAAGUUGGAAAAGGGCUCCAGAGCGAAAGCCUUGUUGAUGAGUGCCGUGCGGGCGACGUAA